CACAUACAAGCGCAUUCUAGGAUCGUCGAUCAUCGACACACACGCAGAGUCUUUUCCAUGUCAUGUGCUCUACAAGGGUCACUGUGUGGGUGAGGUGACUGUAUACCCACAGCACGGCAGAGCACGGCACGGCUGGCUACAUCACCAGCCAGCCCGCCGCCCAUCCAUCCACUCUACAAUGCCUACCGUCUCUGAGGUUACUUACACUUACACAAACAGACAGACAGACAGACGGGCAGACAUCGAUCGCCCAGAAGCGAGGGCGCGGCGCGCCCGCCGCUCCUUCGUCGUCACCUGCUGGUACCUGCACACACACAUCCACAUCAACAGAGACGACAACAGCCAUCAAUCAGAGAGAGGGGAGGCACAAAACACCAUCACACACCACACAUAGCACAGUCCACACCAUCAACAGUUAGUUGUGCAGAUAUGUUAGCGGCUAACACAUGCAUGGCAUGCUGCCGUGCCGGUCUCAUGCUACGCACGCCGCAGGUCGCCCCCUCCCUCCCCCUCAUCGGUUGCCCCCCAAUUGCCGUGUGUGGUGUGAGUGCUGUGCCGUUCGGUCGUUCGUUCGUUCUACAGGCGUCUUCCGGUUGUUCCAUCACACACAGACACCACACCAUCAACAACGACACGCCCGGUCGGUGGUCUGUUGACCUUGUUGGCUGUCAGAUGACGCCGACGGCGCCAAAGCAUGCCGCUGGCCGGGCGGGCUCGACGACGGCUGCACCACACGCCCCAUGGUGGCCAUGGGUAUAACAGGGGGGAAUGGAAUGGUCGACAUCGGCUGCCAUGGCACGUGGGACGGCACGGGGUCCGCAAAGGGGUGUGGCCGGGUCGGGGGAUGCACCCAUGGCAGGUGCAGGUGCAGCUGUGGCUGGGGCUGCGGCUGUGGCUGUGGCGGCACUGUUGGCACGUAAUCCACCACCAUCAUGCUGCUGCUGGUGCUGCUGGUGGUGUCCCCCCAAGCGGACCCCCCAUGUGGCAAUGGUGUGGGUGUGGAGGUGGAAGGGGUGGGUGCGGAUGAUGAUGUGGAUGUGUCAGGGGGUGGGUGGGGGCCGCCCAGGCACGGUACGGCCAGGGGUGUGCAGUACUCACCGUUGGACAGGUGUGGGGGGCUGCCGUGGUCGGCGGUGCCGUUGGCCUGCUGCAGCCCUCGGGAUGAUGCCGAUGCGGCCGCAGCGCCACUGCUGCCGUUGAGGAGGUCCAUGGCUGCAGGGGGGAGGGGCUUUAGACCGAGAGUCGCCUCGAUCGUCGCUGCAUACAUUCACACCACACAUGAGGGAUCGAUUGUUAUUUCCUCGUGUGUCGUUUCGUGUUGGCUGUGCUGGCUGACGCUUGGUGCUCCAGACUCUGAGGGUCUGGUCGUCCGACGCCGUCAACAUCCUGAAACCACACACAAAGCCGCAACAACACGCCCAUUCUCACUCUCUCGCUCUGUCUCUCUGCGUGUGUGUCCACCGAACCAACCAAGGGCUGUUGGGUGGCCAGGCAAUACAGUUGACGGUGGCAGCGUGUCCCUGCAGGACCUCCAGCAGCGAGCCGAAGUGUCGGUGCCAGAUGUACACCUGGGUGUCCUCCGACCCGCUGAUGACGUACGUCUCCUGCGGACCGCCGAAACACGACCUCACCACAAACCGCCCCUGAUAGUGGCCACGAUACCGCUAAACACACACACGCACAGAGAAAGAAAGAGAGAGAGAGAGAGAAUGAAUAAAUGAAUUCCAUCCACUGUGGUGCCCCACACCCACCCCACAGGCACACGAUAGUAGGCACCUGGACAAUUCUCCUUUCUGUGAGGUCCCAGAGGCGAAUGACUGGCGUCUGGUGGGAGAUGUUGACCAGCACCUGGUCAGCUAUCGACGAGACCGUCACGGACGUCACGGGAUCCGACUCGGGCAGACUAAAUGGAUGGCCACACACACACACACACACACGCGGAUGGAUGGAUGGAUGGCUGGAUGAGUCCCACCCACAUCAGCUACACCUGAAGAGUUCCCUCUUGGAGUGCAGGUCGAUGACUUUGAUGCUCUUCUCCGACGUCACCACGAGCAUCUUCUUGCCGUCGCCUGACGGACGGAAGAAAGCAUUGCAUGGACAGACACAAUGAAUGAAUGGCAAAUGAAUGCACCACUCGUGCGUGACGUGGCACGAUGUGCCUGCCUACUUGUGACGGCUACGUCCUGGAUGCGCGAUGAGAACAUCCACUGCUGCUCCUGACCAAUCGGUGGAUGGAUGGAUGGAUGGAUCAGCACACACACACCGAUGCGUGUCGGCUGGUUGCUCUGCCCACUCACUUCGGUGGGGUCAUUGAGGUUCCACAUGUAGAUGCACUUGUCGAUGCCGGCAGACACGAACCGCUCGUUGUCUUGCAGCCAACACACGCUCGCCACAGACUCUGUCGGACACACGCAUCGCAUCCACACAACCAUCCGGACCUCACACACACACACACACACACACGGGCUUGCGGGCUCAUGUCAUGUAUGGCUUCACCUGUGUGUUUGGUGAUGACCCUGACGCACUUGGCAGUGUCGGAGGCCCACACCCUGACGGUCUUGUCGUUUGACGCGGUGGCGAUGUGCGCGUCGUCGGGGGACCAGGCUAUGAAGCUGCUGGCGUCGCUGUGGCCGAUAAGGUGCUGAACCUGAUCGCAUCGACAGGCACAUGGAUCACACGACACAGACAGCACAGCACAGCACAGGACGGCGCACAGUGGGUGUGUCGUUCUGUGUCUUUGGGUGUGGGUGCAUCCCGCCAGACCUUUGUGAAUGCGGUGCCCUGGCAUUCCCAGAUGAUGACGGUCUUGUCCUUGGACGACGACGCUGAUGAAAUCACACACACACACACACACACAGACACUCAGAUACAUUGAUGGGUCCCUCCUCCGCCCACCAAUGUAUCGGCCGUUGUGAGAGAUGGCGACGAACCACACCUGCACACACACACACACACACACAGACAUGCAUCAGACACACUACGCUCGCCGGUAUUGUUAGGGCAUGUGUGUGUGAUGUGUGACCUCGUCUGUGUGUUCGUCCAGCGUGGCCACACAGUGGGUGGGCAAAGUGCCCUGCGGACAGGUGUGGUCCUGACACAGAGUCAAUCAAGGCCACACCACCAACCAAAUGAAUGAAUGGAUCAGGUGUCUGUCUGUCUGCCUGUCUGUCUGCCUGUGUGCCUGUCUGGCUGGCUGGCUAGCUUACCUGCAGUAGGCUGAAAGAGCUGGUGUUCCUGUUGUGGUACACACAGUGCAUCUGGCAACACAACCAACGCACACCACACACACAAAUGCAGCUGCACACACAAUCCCAAGCCCAAGCCGGAGCCCAAGCCCGAGCCCCACCUCUUGCAGCUUCCACGCUUGAUGGAGCAGCACCUGACCAACACACACCACACCCCCACACCAUGAGCAGGAUCGUCUGCCCUUCCUUGUCCUGCUCUGUCCUACGGCGAGCCUCCUCGGCGGAACGACCACUUCGGGCGGGAUGAGGUCCACCAUCCGCUGCCACAGCAGCUCACGAGAACCCUACAGCAGCCACACAACACACACGACAGACACACACACGAUGAUAGCGCGCACCAUUUCUGCCCAUGCCGAUGCAUAUGCUGGAUGUCAGCUCCUUACCUUGUAGGUCCACUCUGCCCUCCCCUGCAGGUCAUCUGGAUCCUGACACAUCAGGUAACUGACAUGACACACCACGCCACGCAACGCAAUGCAGCCAACACAUCACACGACAGUGGUUCACACGCGACGCGGGCCGUUCCGUUAGUCACCUACCUGCUGCACUUGUGGAGGCGGUCGGUCGACUCGGCGUCGAAACACGCAUCAGCCAACUCACCUGCACACAACACAUCACAACACAACACAACACAGCACAACACAGCACAGCACAGAACAACGGACCGUCUCGGUAUCCUCCAGCCCGGCAUGUAAUGGUUGGUUCUCACUCACUUCUGAGGCAGUCGAGGGCGUCAAAAAUCUGCUUGUCGUAGAGCAGCUCUGAUUCACACACACACACACCCCAAUCCCUCAUCGCCCGUCCGCCACCCCCAUCUGCACACACACACACACACACACACACGUACCUAAGUACUUCUGCUCCAGGACAAGGAAGUGACACGCCUGAACACACAAACCACCAACCACAUCACUCUCCCUCCCUCUUUCUCUCUGUGGGCGUGUGUGUGUGUGUGUGCGCCAUUCCCUCCCUCCCUCCCACCUGUCCGACGGGGUCCUGGAAGUUGAGUUUGCUGAGUGCCUCCCUCACGCCUCGCCAGUUGCCCUUGAGCACCGACUCGUGCAGGCUCUUGACGUCCACACCCUCCAACACCAUACCAGACUCACUCUCCAGCACAUCCAUCGCAUUCCUGACACAGCACACAAACCACCACCACCACACACGGGGCGUGUGUGUGUGUGGUUGGCUGGGUGAGGCUUUCACAGCGCACCUACCUGUAGCCGAGUGCGUCGAGUGUUUGAAGUAUGAGUAGGAUGAGCUCUCGUCGCGGCAGCCCCUCCCAGUGGUCUGGGGCGUUGCGCGAGUAGGGCAGCCCGCUGCCAUCCCGCGGCGAGGAAGACGCAGCACCGUUGGGAAGCGCCAUAGGAAGAACCUAUGAAUAGCAGCAACACACACAACACAACACAACACGAAGCCCAUGUUCGACACAUGACAAGACUGAUGAAUAAGACGUCUGUUUGUUUCUGCCUGCAGCCCAUCCAUCCAUCAGCAGAGGCCUGGCCUCUUCCUCUCUGUGUGUGAUCUGCCUGUCUGUCUGGUUGGCUGUGUGUGUGUGUGUGUUUCCUCCCUCCCCCCCUCUCUCUCUCUCUGACCUUGUGACGUUUGAUCCCGUCAGCCUGUCCGUCCUCUCCUUCCUCGGACUUGCGCUUGCCGGGGCUAUUGGAGAAUGAGGAGCAUCUCAUGUAGAUUGACUGACGAAUCAACACCCCGACCCGACACAACCACUACCCAAACAGCCACACGAGGGAUGGAGCAAACUCGCGACUCGACUGUCACAUCGGGAGGCUCCUGUGGGGCUGCUUGCACUGCGCUCGCAGUUCCUGCCAAGUGGUUUUAGGCUCGCAAGAC
This is a messenger RNA of Vitrella brassicaformis, 5090 nucleotides long. NCBI's taxonomy places the organism in Eukaryota, Vitrellaceae. The record is from the annotation of a GenBank genome assembly.